This is a messenger RNA of Linum trigynum, 2216 nucleotides long. The record is from the annotation of a GenBank genome assembly. Lineage: Eukaryota; Viridiplantae; Streptophyta; Magnoliopsida; Malpighiales; Linaceae.
CUCGAACUUGGUCGACCAUUGUCGUACAAUGUUUCUGUCGAUGAAGCCAACUUACCAAAUUGAGCCAGCAUCAAAGCAUUAUGCUUCGCUUGUCGGCGUGUUGGGAUCCUGGGGUUUCAUCGAAGAGGCAGAGGAAAUGAUUCUGGAGCUGCCAUUCGAUCCUGAAGUUUCAAUAUGGAAAGCUCUACUCGACAGCUGCACGUGAACACAGCCGUCGGAAGAAGGGUUGCCAAACGCAUUUUAGCGGUGGAGCCUCUAGACCCAUCGACAUUCGUGCUUGUAUCGAAUCUGUACUCUGCAUCAGGAAGAUGGCAUUGCUCGGAAGCCACGAGGCAGGAAAUGAGAGAGAAGGGAAUGAGGAAGCAACCAUGCCAGAGCUGGAUCAUCCACGACAAUGAGAUCCACUCGUUCCAAGUACGAGACGUGUCCCACUUACAAUCCAUGAACAUUUACAGAGGCCUGGAAGUACUGCUACUGGAAUGUAUGAGGUCCGGGUACGAACCGGGCACCAGCUUCGUCCUCCACGAAGUAGAAGACCACCAGAAGAAGGAUCUCUUGUUCUGCCACAGCGCGAAGCUAACCGCGACAUACGGCCUCCUGAUGACGAGCCUAGUGCAGGUUAUCCGGAUCGUGAAGAACGUCCAUGUUUGUGGCGACUGCCAUAGCUUCUUGAAACACGUGUCGGCGGUGUCCGAGAGAGAGAUAUCGCUGAGGGAUGGUUCUGGGUUCCAUUUCUUCUCGGAUGGGCAGUAUUCCUGCAGAGAUUACUGCUGAAAAUUAGAGCAGUGGUCUUUUUGUUGUUCGAAUAGAACUGUCACCACUCACCACCAUACCAUACCCGACUCGACUCUGUUGUGUUUGUACAAUCAAUGUAAAAAGCUUCUUUAUUUUAUUGAAGGCGCAAAGGAAAAGAUAAACGCCAGCGUUUCGAGGGGAGGUAGUCAUUCUUUCAGGGAAAACUGGGCUUCUAUUUGACAAGGACCGGAAAAGCUAUUUAAUCAAAAGCCCAAAUUACUGAAAAUCCGGUGGCGUUCCCGGAAGGAGGCAUGCCCACGACGAGCGAAAAUCAGAAAUACUUGCAAAAUGAAGAAACGGGUUUUAGUCCAGAACGCGAAACGGCCCGAAAAUCUUCUUCUUUAUUUAAUUGAAGGCCCAAAGGAAAUAUAACUGGCAACGGUUUGGAAGGGAGAUGGGAGUAAGGUUGGGCUAAAGUGGGCUUCCUUUUGACAAAGGCCCAAAUAAGCUUAUCUUCCAUUUAAUCAAAGGCCCAAAGAACCUGAAAUGCGGCUGCGUUUGGUGAGCAAGGUAGGCCAACGUCCGGAAAAAACUGGAAACCUCUGAGAACGGGAAAAUGGGGGUCAGAAACGGCCGAAACGCGAAACGUUUCUUGUCCUCAAAACCAAAAUCGAAACGCGAGAAAUUGACGAGAUACCGCGAUAUUACGACAUAUCGUGAUAUUUAAACGUUUUAUUGACUUUUGACGAUAUAUUGACCGUGUGUUGAAUUUUACCCCUCUGGCCUCUGGGUACCAAAAAAACCGAGGGAGAAAACCAGAAAUACACCGGACGAUCGCAUCAAAAUACGGGGAAACAACACAACAAUGAUUCGGUUAAUGAACUUUGGAGACUAAAUAACGCUGGGGUAAUUAGCAUAAAUGGUCACAAACCUUUGCACUUAGUACAAAACAGUCACAAACCUUUAAUUUGUAACUAUUUGAUAACAAAACUUUUUACUUAGAACAAAACGGUCACAAAUUAAACAGUGUGACCAUUUCAUACCAGUUCGAACUUUUGUUACCGUGUCGUUGCAAAUUAGACUUUUGGUGACCGUUUUGUACAAAUUAAGUUCAAAAGUUUGAACGAUCAAUCACCGUUACAAUUCGCUCUAGUUGUAUGGUGGUUUUAUUAAUGUAUGUGAAUGAUAUGAUCGUCAUAAAAGAUGACAAUGAAAGAACUCAAUGGCUCACAAACGGGUUCCAGACUGCUUUUUAGUUGAAAAAACUCUGUCUACUUUCUUACUUUCUUGGUAUCGAAAUUGAAAGGUCAACUGAGGGCAUUCUUAUUCGGCAAAGCAAAUAUGUCGAUGAACACAUGACCUGACAUCUUAUAUGUCGUUCAAGUGGUUAGUGUCAUAUACUUAACGAACAAACUACCCUACCUCAAAACAUGACAAACAUUUAAUUUGUAAUGAUUCGGUAACAAACCUUUGCACUUAAA